GUAAUCUAUAUGAUCUGAUGUGUUGACCUUGAAAUUUGUCCUGCAUACGAUUUUAUUUUGAAAGCAAUGUGAAAAUUUACAACCUCACAAAAUCCAAAGUUUUCCGAUCAUUGUUUACAUAAUUUUCUCAUGCGUCCAAGAUGAAUACGCUGCGUGCCACGACGAGAAACCUGCACAUCCUGCACGCUCGUAACGCCUGCGCCCCUUGCGCCAAUCAACUUCUAACCUCAACCACGCAACCAGAACACCAUCGAAAUUUCGACAAAUACACAUCACAAAUAGCGAAAUUCAAUGUGACCCAACGAAGAUAUUGUAGUAAUCAAAGCGAUGAUGGCAAUCGCAGUGGUCCACCCGCCGUGAAACUGCCCGCACUCAUGCAGUUUCCUGAAAUAGUUUGGCCUUCACUGAUAAAAUCAAUCAGGAAUUUCAUUCUUGCGACGUUUAUUGUCCGUCCCUACCUUGAUAGAGACUUCAAUCUGCCGGAUUUCGUCGGCGGGGCGAAACAUGCUUUGGAAGUUGUUUCUAGUCGAUUGUCUCAAGGUGACACUAAAGGACUUGAAGGUUUGGUGGAAGGUGAUGUUAUUCCCAAACUGGCAAACUCGAUUUCUCUCAUGUCCAUGAUGCAGAGGGAACUUAUUGCUAUUAAUAAAGAAGAUAUUUAUUUUUCUUUUCCAUACCAGAUUGGGAUAAUGUUCAACGAUGACGAUGAAGGCGAUGAUCAAAAACGUUUCGUUGAGAUAACAAUGGUGUUCCACACACUGCGUGGACUUGCGCAGAUGCGAGCACGUGGUGAAGAGCCGCCAUUAAACAUGGGAAUGUUGCCUGAGUACCAGAAACGUAUCUCCAUCUGUAAUUAUCGCUUCAUUCGUGAGUACACCAAGGGUGUGGAAGGCGAGUGGACUAUCAACUUGCUGAACCACUUCCGGCCUACCGAUUCGUUUCCGGAGAAUGACUGAUUUGCUUAAUUUCAUACAAAUGUUAUAAAAGUUCGUACAAGUUGUGUACACUUUGUGAAAAAUGUUUGAAAGAAGAAUUAUUUGUAUAAGAAUCUAUUAGUUUUGUUUUGAAAGCAAUAAUAAUUAAAAUUGCUGGUUUAAGAGUAAAA
Messenger RNA from Dalotia coriaria, 1105 nucleotides. RefSeq lists its product as uncharacterized. Gene Ontology annotation, cellular component: mitochondrial inner membrane. Gene Ontology annotation, biological process: protein insertion into mitochondrial inner membrane from matrix. Lineage: Eukaryota; Metazoa; Arthropoda; Insecta; Coleoptera; Staphylinidae. The transcript is spliced from 3 exons. The record is from RefSeq and is a predicted model, not a curated record. Gene Ontology annotation, molecular function: ribosome binding. The coding region runs from base 141 to 956 and encodes 271 amino acids.